AAUCCAGUAUUUCAGGUGCCGAAGUCGACCGAGCGACCAUUGCUCACUACCGCUGCGCAUCAGCGACCCGCAGCACGCCUCCCAAAAGCGGAAUAUAUCGUCAAGUGGAUUUUCCGAGAGAAAGAAACCACACUAAAGCAAGAGAGACUGAAGUUUCGGCGGCGUUAAGACAACACUUUGUUUUCUGCUUUGUGUUUUAGUUUUCAGCGUGCGGCUCUUGUGUCUUGAAGUACAUUUUAACCAGCGACUCCUUCGGAGUCUCAGUCCCUCCCCCCGAAACUCAACCAAAAUACUUCAACUCUUGCUCUAACCGGAGGAUAUUGCCACACUUCGGGUUAUUUUUCCUCCUUCGGCCCGGCCCUGUUUGCUGUCCAGUCUCGAUAAACCUCAAUAUGGAUGGACCUCUGAGAGGGACAAUAGACUGCAGCUAAAGAUCUUCAACAGCAUCACAACAAUGUGGCAGAGUUUCUCUUAAAGGGGUCACUCAUAAAGCUGUUUUGAAGCCAUCAAGACUACAGGAUGACUAAGGCUUUUUGCUCCGUAGUCAAAAUACAUCUAAUCACAAGUAUUAGACCGCAGAUCAUCAAAGGCUUACCAAAACAAAGACUUGGAUUGUAAUUUUGUGUGUUGACUUUAUUUUUUUUUCUGUCUUUUUUUUUUCGACUUUUGAAAAAGUUGACAAAGCAAAAAGAUUUUCUACAUGACCUGCAGAAAUGUACUAGAAGCCCAUGUGUAGCAAGGCAGCUGCUGCAGCUUGUGGAAUAACUUAGCCCGAGACUGUUGGGGAGUCACUCCGUCAGAGGCCGAGGAUCCCAGCACCACUCUGCCCUGUCGCUGUCUGACUAACCCACCUGUCUAAAGGCAGACCCCACUAUCCAAUGGCAUGGGUCAAGUUCUUCAGGAAGCCGGGGGGCAAUCUGGGGAAAUCGUACCAGCCGGGGAGCAUGCUGUCUCUGGCCCCCACCAAAGGACUGCUGAACGAGCCGGGCCAGAACAGCUGCUUCCUCAACAGUGCUGUGCAGGUACUAUGGCAGCUGGACAUCUUCAGACGCAGUUUGAGGCAGCUACCUGGACACUUCUGUCUGGGGGAAUCCUGCAUCUUUUGUGCAUUAAAGGGCAUUUUCUCCCAGUUCCAGCACAGUCGAGAGCGCGCCCUGCCCUCUGACAACCUGCGUCACGCCUUGGCAGAGACCUUUAAGGACGAGCAGCGCUUCCAGCUGGGCUUCAUGGAUGAUGCCGCAGAGUGCUUUGAGAACAUACUGGACAGGAUCCACCUGCACAUUGUGCCUGAGGAGACAGAUGCCUGCACUUCAAAGUCUUGCAUCACGCAUCAGAAGUUUGCUAUGUCACUUUAUGAACAGUCUGUGUGCCAUAGCUGUGGGGCAUCCUCCGACCCACUGCCGUUUACAGAGCUGGUGCAUUAUGUCUCCAUCACUGCACUCUGUCAACAGACGCAUCAGCAUCAGCGCAGAGACGAGUCUUUUGGGGAGGUGUUACAAGCAGCGAGUAAGAUAGGAGACCUUCGCAACUGUCCAAGCAACUGUGGCCAGAGGAUUGGGAUCAGACGGGUCCUCAUGAACUCUCCAGAGAUUGUUACCAUAGGCUUUGUCUGGGACUCUGAAAAGUCAGACCUCACAGAGGAUGUUAUUCGCUCACUGGGGCCUCAUCUCAGUCUUUCUGAGCUCUUCUACAGGGUGACAGAUGAGCAUGCCAAAAAGGGAGAGCUGCUGCUCGUGGGGAUGAUCUGCUACUCCAGCUACCAUUACUGUGCCUUCACCUUCCACACCAAGUCCUCCAAAUGGGUCUUCUUUGAUGAUGCUACAGUGAAAGAAAUCGGCUCUAGAUGGAAAGAUGUGGUCAGCAAAUGUAUCAAAGGUCACUUCCAACCUCUCCUCCUCUUUUACUCCAACCCUGACGGGAGUGCAAUCACCGCAGACGAUGCCUCAAGACAAAAAAGCAGCCAGUCUCAUUACAAGACCCCUGUCAAUGGAGAAGUGCAAGGCAUUGAGUCUCCAGUUGUAGCCCACAAGAAGCUGGACCUCACCAGGGAGAAUCUGAAUGCUCUGCUGGGCCAAGGUUCUUUGAAACAGAAGACCUCUUCCACCUUCAGCAGGACCAGUAAUCAGACCAAUGGAGGACGGGGACCAGUGAAAAUUGGCAACAACGAUCCCAAAAGUCGCCUCAGGGAGAUUUCUCGAGAAGUUGCCCAGAGAGCAGGAGAGGUGCGUGGGAUGCAUCCAUCCAGAAGAGAGCCCGAUAGGAGCGGUCAACGGAGGCCAGAAUCCCGCUACAGAGAUCCAGGUCAGGACAGGACCUACUCCCGCUCCGCCUCCCCUCCAGAGAAUGGCUUCAGACAACACCUGGAAACUCGGCUGUACAGCAGUCAAGGAAAAGGUCCCACACGGACCGAGCGAACGCCCCACCUUGCCGGACGCUCCUCACAUGAGCCCGCUCGCUCUCACUCUAGGGUCCAAGUGUUGCCCAAUGUGCCCAGUAUCAGCAGUAGUCAUCACAGCCGGAGAUUGGAACACGUCUCCAACGGAUACGACACUGACAGCAGCCAAGACUCCAGAGAGCGCCCUGGAAGUCGCAGCAGGUCCAGCCGCCCCUGGAAGCCCAUGCGCGAGGCGCUCAAUGUGGACAGUGUUUUAAGUGGCGUUGGUAACUCGGGAAGUCAAGAACGAAGGCAGCACAGCCCGCGAAGGAGACCCAAUAGUCAGUCUCCCUCCCGCGACCGAGAGCAAGACAGAGAUUUCACGUGGGGAGGCCGAGAGGAACGCAAACCCAAAAGCCUAAUGACCAUCUAUGAGGAUGAGCAGAGGCAUGAAACAGGUGGCAGCCGAAGCUCGCUGGACUCAGAUGGCCGAGGUGGCUACAGUGACAAGGACAGGUCAAAGGGCUCAGCAACUCUAAAAGUGCGGAAUGACAACUGGAAGAUACAGCGAACUGAAUCUGGAUAUGAGAGUAGUGACAGACUAAGCAAUGGCUCAGCAAAUCUCGACUCACCGGUGGUAGAGAACCUCUCUUCCAAAGAUCUGCAGCCCAUUCCUGAGCUGCAUUUGUCAAGGGAUCACUUCCCUCCGAGAGGAAGCAAUGAUUUGAAGGCUGACAUCUUGCAUGCUGCGUUUUCCACUGGUGAACAGGAAAGACAAUCUCCAGAUCUACAAGAUGCAGACAGCCUCUCUGGUCUGCCAAUACAAAGAAGAAGAGCCUUCCGAUACACUCCCGGAAUCUUGGAAAAGAACAAUGGUUUGGACAGCGAACAAGAGGAAAAUGUUGAUGGCAGCCCAGCGAGCCCAGUGCCUCCUUACUUAGCAAAGACCAGCAGCUCUGAGUGGAACAGCUCAGAUGACCUUGCCGGACCAUUCUCUGAACAAGAAGAAACUGGCACUGUUGCCCAUAUAGACUCUUUCUCGCACAACUAUCCCCCACCUUUACCCCCCAAGACUUUUGGCAACAGUCACGCUGACCCAUCUGGCAUCCACUACCAACCGCCGGAGGUGCCAAUGCGAACGAGCUCCCAAAAUGAACCCAAAAAUGGCUUGUCUCCACUCUCGCACACUACCCUCCGGCGACGGAUUGAGACACCUGCCGAGUACAGGCUUUCGUCAGACGCCAGCUCCAAGUCAGGGUCAUCGGACCAGGAUAGGAACGAUCUGUCGGCCAGCGAGAGUGACGAAAGGUUACCCAGUCCAAAUCCCACACGCGACGAUGGUACAGACUCCCCCGGUCCAACAGAUAUAGCUCUUCCCACCACUUACUUUUCUGUGGAUAGCUGUAUGACUGACACUUAUCGGGCCAAAUAUCAUAAGAGGCCUGCCUUGUACAUGAAAGCAGAGGACCAUAUGUCAUCAGGGGAGAGUGAUGUGGAAGGGAGGGGGCUCCCUGUGCCAGAUGUUCAGCCACUAGAGCUUUCCAAAAGCAGAUCAGAAUCAGGUUAUGCUACCACAAAGACUACUGCAAAAUGGAACCCAGUCACUCCAAAAGGACUUGAUGAGCAUGGUUUCCUAUGAUUUUAGCAAAAGCAUCAAUAGACCUUGAUUGAUCCAGCGACUGGAUGCCAAAAAGAAUAACAUGCACUAUGACUGCUCCACACUUUGACUGCUUCUAACUAAGAUGUAAGCGUACACACCUUUCAUAACAGAGGAUUGGACAUGAAACUGGAUGCCAAAGAAAUUGUUAAAAGAAAGGCAGGUGUCCUUAAACGCUGUCUUGCUAUUUUUGGUAUGAGCUACUAAAAGCUUUGAAUGAACAGUGAAUUUGCACAGUAGAAAGCACCAGAAAGGUACAGAGAAAGACACAUGUCUAAUUUAGCUGUUGAUUAUGUUUGAACUUUUCAAAUGCAAAGGUUACUAAAGAAUGUGUCACAAAAAGCCACUUUAACCACACAAGAGAUUAAAAGAUUUAUUUUUCAUGAAAAAAUAAACAAUUUCUUGCA
This is a messenger RNA of Plectropomus leopardus (leopard coralgrouper), 4438 nucleotides long. It is a transcript of the gene usp53a, whose product is annotated as ubiquitin specific peptidase 53a. NCBI's taxonomy places the organism in Eukaryota, Metazoa, Chordata, Actinopteri, Perciformes, Serranidae. Gene Ontology annotation, molecular function: cysteine-type deubiquitinase activity. Gene Ontology annotation, biological process: sensory perception of sound; response to auditory stimulus; protein deubiquitination. The record is from RefSeq and is a predicted model, not a curated record. Gene Ontology annotation, cellular component: cell-cell junction.